Closterium sp. NIES-65 is the source of this 2286-nucleotide messenger RNA. NCBI's taxonomy places the organism in Eukaryota, Viridiplantae, Streptophyta, Zygnematophyceae, Desmidiales, Closteriaceae. The record is from the annotation of a GenBank genome assembly.
AUGAGACCUGGACCACGUCAGCAGCACUCCACCAAGCUAGUAGUUUCUGAGAAUUCUCUCAAGGACCAAUCCCUCCAGCCUCCCCUCCUGCCUACCCUCCUGCCUCCCCUCCUGCCUACCCUCCUGCCUCCCAUCCUGCCUAUCCUCCUCUCCUGCCUCCCCUCCUGCCUCCCCUCCUGCCUCCCCUCCUGCCUCCCUCCUGCCUCCCCUCCUGCCUCCCCUCCUGCCCCCCUCCUGCCUCCCCUCCUGCCUCCCCUCCUGCCUCCCCUCCUGCCUCCCCUCCUGCCUCCCCUCCUGCCUCCCCUCCUGCCUCCCUCCUGCCUCCCCUCCUGCCUCCCUCCUGCCUCCCCUCCUGCCUCCCUCCUGCCUCCCCUCCUGCCUCCCCUCCUGCCUCCCCUCCUGCCUCCCCUCCUGCCUCCCCUCCUGCCUCCCCUCCUGCCUCCCUCCUGCCUCCCCUCCUGCCUCCCUCCUGCCUCCUCCUGCCUCCCUCCUGCCUCCCCUCCUGCCUCCCCUCCUGCCUCCCCUCCUUCCUCUCCCCACGUCUUCCCCUCCUACCAGUGUCCGGCACUAGCCGAUUCACAACCACGGAUGAGGGGCACUACCAGUGCCCCUCUCAACGGAGCAAGUGGCCGAUUCUCAAAAGGACGAGACCUGCCUCUCUUCCUGUCUCUUCCCCUCCUGCCCCUCUUCCCCUCCUGCCCCUCUUCCCCUCCUGCCCCUCUUCCCCUCCUGCCCCUCUUCCCCUCCUGCCCCUCUUCCCCUCCUGCCCCUCUUCCCCUCCUGCCCCUCUUCCCCUCCUGCCCCUCUUCCCCUCCUGCCCCUCUUCCCCUCCUGCCCCUCUUCCCCUCCUGCCCCUCUUCCCCUCCUGCCCCUCUUCCCCUCCUGCCCCUCUUCCCCUCCUGCCCCUCUUCCCCUCCUUUCCACCUGCCAGUGACAGGCAGCCGAUUCACAACAACAGACGAGACCUGGUCCACGCUACCACUCCGCCGGUUCACCUACCGCGAGCUACAGCAGGCCACGCAGUGGUUCGGCCCGAGCCAGAUCCUGGGCCGCGGCAGCUUCGGCACGGUGUACCGAGGCUCGGUGGAGGAGUGGCUCGGCGAGGAAGAUGACAGGAAGCACAUGAAUGCGAAGCUGACGGAUUUCGGAAUGGCAACUGCACGGCCCGAGGCGGGCAAGUCGCACGCUCCUUCGCAUUCUGAUAUCUUUCCCUUUCUCUCAUCCUUUCUCCCCACUCCGCAGCACAUGCGUGCAAAGCUGACGGAUUUCGGGAUGGCAACUGCAGGGCCCGAGGCGGGAAAGUCGCACGUGUCUACGCGCAUCAUGGGGACAAUGGGGUACUUGGACCCUGCGUAUAUAGACACAGGCCACCUCACCGCGCGCAGUGACAUCUACUCGCUGGGGGUGGUGCUUUUGGAGCUGGCAACAGGCAGAGGAUCAACUUCGGUUCGGAGAGCCAUUCGUGCUGAGGCCGCUUCGGACGCUCAACAAAACGGAGCAGCGACAGAAAAGGCCGCUGCGCUGAUCCUUAUCCGCCAUGGCGAGUCUCUCUGGAACUCUAAGAACCUAUUCACAGGCUGCGUGGACGUUCCUCUGUCGGAGAAGGGUGUCAAUGAGGCCAUUGAGGCAGGAAAGAGAAUCUCCGAGAUUCCCGUUGAUGUCAUUUUCACCUCCGCGUUGAUCCGCGCUCAAAUGACCGCCAUGCUGGCCAUGACGCAGCAUCGCCGUAACAAGGUUCCUGUCAUCCUGCACGAGGAGAGCCAGAGAGCCAAGGACUGGAGCCGAAUCUUCAGUGAGAACACCGACGAGGAGAUCAUUCCCGUCAUUACUGCGUGGGAGCUGAACGAACGCAUGUACGGAGAACUCCAAGGAUUGAACAAGAAGGAGACGGCAGACAAGUACGGCAUGGAGCAAGUCGUUCUCUGGCGUCGAUCGUACGACGUCCCGCCUCCCAACGGCGAGUCCCUCGCCAUGUGCGCUGAGCGCGCUGUGGCAUACUUCAAGGAAAAUGUGGAGCCGAGACUCACGGCUGGCGAGAAUGUGAUGAUUGCAGCGCAUGGCAACUCGCUUCGUGCCAUCAUCAUGUACCUUGACAGCCUUACGUCGCAGGAGGUGAUUGAGCUGGAGCUCUCUACGGGCGUCCCCAUGCUCUACAUCUUCCAAGGAAGCAAGUUCCUCCGCAGGGGCUCUCCCCUCCGCUCAAACGAUAUCGGCGUCUUUGCACUCACAGAGGAUCUGGCGCAAUAUAGAACCAUGUUGGACACCAUAUCCGAAGGCCGGGGCUGA